This is a messenger RNA of Elgaria multicarinata webbii, 1738 nucleotides long. It is a transcript of the gene PCGF2, whose product is annotated as polycomb group ring finger 2. The coding region runs from base 200 to 1213 and encodes 337 amino acids. The record is from RefSeq and is a predicted model, not a curated record. NCBI's taxonomy places the organism in Eukaryota, Metazoa, Chordata, Lepidosauria, Squamata, Anguidae. Gene Ontology annotation, cellular component: PRC1 complex. Gene Ontology annotation, molecular function: promoter-specific chromatin binding. The transcript has 11 exons. Gene Ontology annotation, biological process: negative regulation of transcription by RNA polymerase II.
CAGCAGCCCAGCGGAGAGCGCGCUGCUCCGAGGAUCUCGGUCCACAUAUACAUGCAGAGAUUUAAUUUUGAGUUCGGGCAGAAUAAGUGGGGCGGAAGGUGCCUGCUGUUUCCUUUCCGUCCCAUAUUCUGCUGCCUCGGUGGGCCCCUAGGAAGGACCCGGAAUCAGAAAGGAACUGCUGAGCUCCUCAGGAUCCAAAAUGCACAGGACCACCAGGAUAAAAAUCACAGAGCUGAACCCCCACUUGAUGUGCGCCUUGUGUGGAGGCUACUUUAUAGAUGCUACAACCAUUGUGGAAUGCUUACACUCUUUCUGUAAAACCUGCAUUGUCCGUUAUCUGGAGACCAACAAAUACUGCCCGAUGUGUGAUGUUCAAGUGCAUAAAACGAGGCCUCUCCUCAGUAUCAGAUCUGAUAAAACCCUACAAGAUAUCGUGUACAAGCUGGUCCCAGGGCUCUUCAAAGAUGAAAUGAAGAGGCGGCGUGAUUUCUACGCAGCAUAUCCUCUGGCGGAUGUUCCUAAUGGAUCUAAUGAAGAUCGGGGAGAAGUUUCAGAACAAGAGAAAGGGAACCUGACAGAUGAUGAAAUUGUCAGCUUAUCCAUAGAGUUCUAUGAAGGAAGCAGAGAAGAAAAUAAAGGUACAGUUGAAAAUGGAAACCUGGAGAAAGACAAGAAGAACAGCAUGAGGUUCCUCCGUUGUCCUGCUGCCAUGACUAUCAUGCACCUGGCCAAGUUUCUUCGCAACAAGAUGGACGUUCCCAGCAAAUACAAAGUGGAAGUUCUCUAUGAAGAUGAACCUCUGAAGGAAUAUUACACCCUCAUGGACAUAACUUACAUCUAUCCUUGGCGAAGGAACGGCCCCCUCCCCUUGAAGUACCGUGUCCAGCCGGCUUGCAAGAGGCUAAAACUCGCCUCCCAGCCUCCCAACUCGGAAUGCACCAACACCAGCGGCGCUUCAGAGUGCGAAUCGGUCAGCGACAAGGCCAACAGCCCCGCCACCUUGCCAGCCACUACCUCCUCCUCGUUGCCGAGCCCCGCCACGCCAUCCCACGGCUCCCCGAGCUCUAACACCACCACUGUGAGCAUUGCCACCAACCCUGCGUCAGGUGCCAUGCUCAACGGCACCUCGAACUGCCACCAGGUGCCACCCUUGGCCAGCAGGGGGCGCAAAACCAUGGUAAAUGGUGGUCCAGCGAUGUCGGCUUUGACUUAAAAGGCUGGAUUGUUGGCAACUUGGGAUGGGCACUAAACGCCCAGUGGAAUGGACUUUGUUCUGGGCCCUCCACAGGCUGACGUGUAGGACUACUGGUGCCUUAAUCACAUGGCCCAAAGGAAGAUUCUAUAGGAAGAUUCUGAACACGUGCUCAUUCCAUUGACCAGUAACAUUUCUCUUCUUUUUCUGUUGGCUGAGACUGACCUUUUGACCUUGCUAAUGGCAUUAAGUUAUGCUUAAGAUUUGCUGGACUUUGAAAAACUCAAAAUGUUUUCCUAUCUGCUCAUUCUCUUGUACAUACCGAGUAAACUGACCAAGAGACUCAUGUUUUUCGCCUCCCUCCCUCCACCUUUUUGUACAUUUUUAAAAAUAUGGUACAAGCCAAAUCGCUCUGUAUGUUUGCAAACCUGUACGAUGUUUUAUUGUGCUGUAAUAUAUUCUGAUAUUCAUAUAUUGUUAUUGGUUAAAACAUUUGUAUCAAUACAGUUUGUAAAUGGUAAUAAAUGCUACAACUUUGUCCUUCAA